Aspergillus fijiensis CBS 313.89 is the source of this 4405-nucleotide messenger RNA. RefSeq names its product WD repeat protein. Lineage: Eukaryota; Fungi; Ascomycota; Eurotiomycetes; Eurotiales; Aspergillaceae. The record is from RefSeq and is a predicted model, not a curated record. The coding region runs from base 162 to 4142 and encodes 1326 amino acids. Gene Ontology annotation, biological process: vacuolar acidification. The transcript is spliced from 7 exons. Gene Ontology annotation, cellular component: RAVE complex. Gene Ontology annotation, molecular function: protein binding.
CUUCCACCCCCUCGGUUUCCCUGUCGCCACAUCGACCUUUCUUGCUGACUUGUCUCUUACUACCUAUCCUCUUGAUAGACGCUUCGUGACUCUGCACCUGGCAAUGGUGUAACCUCAUCUUGUGCGCAACACGCGUCCAACCCCCAACAACCACCGCCUCUAUGCGAGCGGUACUGCCGGGGAGGCCCCCGACGAAGCUCCAGUCGUUCAGCACUGCGCUGUGGGAUGGUCUUCGCGUUAUUGUGUACAUUUCCGGCCAAGCACUGGUUAUCCUCGGCGGUCCACACAAGCUCCUACAAACCAUCUACGUCGACGAUACCGAUGUCUUAGAGGCAGUGACGAUUGAUGAAGUCUCCGGCAAGAUUGCCACGUGUGGUGGACCCGAUGUCUUUAUUUACCAACCAUAUGGAAUCCAAAACGAAACGCUCAAGUGGUCCCUAGUGCAAACGUUCCGCAGCGAUAAUGACGACGAGACGAUCCGUACCCUUUCGUGGGGCUCGCCCGAUGAAUUGCUUCUGGGAAAUUCCCACCUUACCCUCUGGUUUUUGAACGAUCAGCCGCGACCGGUGUGGAAGCAAGCACUGGCAAGCACGGUCAAGUUCGCCCAGUUCUCCCCCGAUGCGACGCUUUUGGUGACCGCCGGACAUUAUGAUCGCAUGGUGAAGGUCUGGCGAAGGCUGAACUUCGGGAAUAACAUUCGGUUUGAAGUGUCUUAUCUUCCACAUCCGACGGUCGUCACUGGGAUUCAUUGGCGCAGACCCUACCAUAGGGAGCAGUCGAUGGGCAAUGUCUUCUACACGCUGUGCGCGGACAAUAAAAUCAGGGUUUGGGCGACGAUAGACAAUCAUGCUUCGACUGCCUUGCAACUUUGGACGCAGAUCGACAUGGGCGCAUCGGUUCAGCCGAGACAUGCAACAAAGGAUACGGAUACCUCUCGUCGGUACGGCUUCAUAGUUGACAGCCGGGAUUUCUGCGUCGCGACCGAGAAGGCCGUCCUGCGUGGCACAGGCAACACGGAUAAUCACGCCUUGGAGCAUAUAAUUGAAGUGGCAAACAAGAGCCCGGAAAUCUGCGUUGUAAUAGACGGCGAGGGACACAUGUCGGCCUGGGCGUUGCAAGAUGUUGGGUCGAAGGCCAAGGCGGAAUUGAACGUGUUCAACAUUCUCCAUGUCGAGGGCUUGAAUUUUGCGUUCAUGCCUGGGUUGACGAUUGAAGAGGACUAUGCGCAGCUGUGCGCUUUCCAGGGCACAGAGCCGGGCGACUCAAUCGCCGUCCUAGUUCACCACUUCGACGGUCGGAUUGAGUGGUUCGACUCGCCGGUCGACGUACUAUUCGACCCAGCACCCCGCAAGAACCGAGUUGUCAUGAGAGCAUCAUGGACAGGACACAAUGGGCCAAUCAAGAAGAUUGUUCGUAAUGCCAUUGGAGAUACACUCGCCUCUCGUACGGAUGACAGCAAAGCAUUGAUUUGGAGGCAGAAACAGAGAGAUAGUGGAUCAGCGCUGCUCCGGCAGUGUGCACUGAUAGCAGAAGAGCAUAUCCAUCGCAGCUGUGUUGUCGGCGACGGGGACUUCCUUGUGAAUCUUCAUCAUGAUGGGAUUUCCGUCUGGGAUAUUCGUUCAUUCCAUGCGACAAAGCUUGCAGCAGCAAAAUUCAAGCUCUCCAGCAAACCACUCUGUGUCUUACCGAUUCCUGCUGCGGAAUUGAAUGGUGUCGUGUAUAUAGCAACCAUUGCGAGUGGCAUGGAUGGAAUAGCUUGGGAGAUACAGCUGCCGAACUCGAAACUGGGAAAGCCCGAGUGCAGUCUACGCAAGUUCUGCACAUUUCACCUUGGCAUCCAAGAGGACAUCGCCUACAUUUUACCUGUUGAUCCAGCUGGGCGCAAAGCUGAAAUGACCGGCUUUUUCGAUCUCUUCUCGCCGGAUAUUGCACUGUCAUACACCAAGACUGGCACCGUCAGAACGUGGACGGCCAAGGUUGAUAGGGACAACAAUCGCGUCGAUUGGCUCCUGACAUCUACAGUCGAAACAGGCAUCACGAACUUGUCACUGGCUAGCGGUAGCUCCAUUCGGAAAGCUGCCCUGGUCGACGAAGAUCGUACACAUCUGACGAUAUGGGAUACGAACGAUGCGCAGCUAGAAUUCGAGGAGCACUUUUCGCAGCAAGACUCCAUUCGUGACCUGGAUUGGACAUCUACCCCGGAUAUGCAGUCUAUCCUUGCAGUUGGAUUUCCACACAAAGUCAUUCUUCUCUCUCAACUGCGCUACGAUUAUCUUGAUUCGCGUCCGUCCUGGACACAGAUCCGAGAGAUCUGGAUCCGUGAUCUCACACCACAUCCCAUUGGAGACUCCUGCUGGCUUAGCAAUGGCCAUCUCGCCAUCGGAGCUGGAAACCAAUUAUUCAUAUAUGAAAAUGAGAUCAGUGCUGCUGAUCACCUGAUAUCUCAACUCCGUAUACCUGCUCGUGGCCUUUCUACAGUUGACCUGUUUGAUGUCGUGAGCAGACUCAAUGGACCAUUACCUGUUUUCCAUCCACAAUUUCUGGCACAGUGCAUCCUUAGCGGAAAAACAAAUUUGGUGCACUCCAUACUAUUGAACCUUCAUCGGAAACUCAAAUUCUACACGGAAGGGGACGACAUCGAUGGAUUCCUGGAAAUGUCUCUGGAGGACUUCUAUCUCGAGCAUGAUACCCCACAGAAAGCGACUUCAAAAGAGCUCAAUUCAUCGUAUGCCGACCUUUCCUUGGAGGAUGAGGUGACCGUGGUGGAUGAGAAUAUAGCUGUUGCGCUCAAUGAGAAUCUGGCACGAUUUGCCCUACCGCAGCUGUCCAGCCAGGAACAAUUCCGGCUUGUUGACACCGUUGAAUGUGUGGCCACCGUUGAGAAGCACCGGCGCUCAAUGGAUGACAAUGCUGCUCGGUAUCUCCUCUUUUUCCGACAACAUCUGCUGCGCAGAACUCAGGGAGUCGCCACCAGCGAUACAGUGUCAUGGAGAGAAAUCGUGUGGGCGUUUCAUAGCGGUAGCCAGGAUAUUCUGGUCGAUCUGGUUUCGCGACAGUAUGGUGGAAAAGUGGGUUGGAAGUCAGCUCGUGAGAGCGGCAUUUUUAUGUGGCUGUCGAACCCUGCUGCCGUGCGGGCCCAACUCGAGGUGGUUGCUCGAAAUGAGUACACCAAGACCGAGGAGAAGAAUCCGGUCGACUGCUCAUUGUACUAUCUUGCUCUCCGGAAGAAAAAUAUUCUCCAAGGACUUUGGCGCAUGGCGCAUUGGCAUCGUGAGCAAGCGAUGACGCAACGUUUGCUGUCAAACAAUUUCGACGAACCGCGAUGGAAGACAGCAGCACUGAAGAACGCUUAUGCUUUACUCGGGAAGCGGAGGUUUGAAUACGCUGCCACAUUUUUCCUACUUGCUGGGCAUAUACGCGACGCUGCUCUCGUAUGUGUGAAUCAGGUGGGCGAUCUUCAGCUUGCCAUUGCCAUCACCCGUGCAUAUGAAGGCGAUGAUGGGCCUGUUCUGAAGGAGCUUCUCGAGGAAAGGGUGCUUCCUGAGGCUGCUGCCGAUGGCAAUCGAUGGAUGGCUUCUUGGGCGUUCUGGAUGCUAGGACGUCGCGGGAUGGCCGUCCAAUCGUUGAUCUCUCCCGUCGAGUCGCUCAUACCUCCUACGCCAUCUUCACCUGGGCCACCGGGGAUGAUUCCCCUGCAGGCCAAGUCAUACCUCUCCAACGAUCCUGCAUUGGUCGUCCUCUACAAGCAGCUCCGUGAAAAGACCUUGCAAACACUUAAGGGAGCAUCGAAAAUCUCCCCGCAGGCGGAAUGGAGUUUUGUCACCCGCAACGCUCGUCUAUACGAUCGUAUGGGCUGUGACCUUCUUGCACUGGAUCUCGUUCGACACUGGGAGUUCCUCGGUGGGCUGCCAAUCCCCAAACAGACGAAAGAGAUUCCAUUGGACCUGCAAGAAGAGGAGCCUGAUUACCGGAAGCUGCUCCGACGCCGGAGUAGUCUCGUGGUGGCAGAUUUGCCGGCCAAGGAGCGCCUGGCCCCUAAACCGCAUACCCCGGCUGAUGCAUCACAGAAGACGCCGAAACCGCCGCCCACGAUGUUCCAUGAGCCUGAUGCGAACUCCCUACUUGACAGCUUUGGCUUUUGAUUCAUCCUAGGUCUUCAGCGGCGGCAGUUAUACGGCGUUCUAUUGUGCGUUUAUGCGUCCUAAUUGUUCAGAUCGGUUGACCUGUGGCUUCUCUUCUGAGUACCUCGUUCGUAGUCUUUUGUCGAGGUUACUUGCCCAAAAGAUAAGGGUGAUAUGGGCAAAGUUGCGUCUGCGGACCCUCGUGUAUAUUAAAGUUCGGUUCAGAGCCCGGUAUGUGAAUAAGCGGUUGUCAUGUAAGAUGAUAAUUAUGGUUUUCGUUGUUG